Lonchura striata (white-rumped munia) is the source of this 857-nucleotide messenger RNA. NCBI's taxonomy places the organism in Eukaryota, Metazoa, Chordata, Aves, Passeriformes, Estrildidae. The record is from RefSeq and is a predicted model, not a curated record.
GAGCUGUGAAUGCAAAUGAGCUUUAUUAGUGUUACAUCUUUAAAUCUAAUUGAAUUAGAUCAUCCUGGGUCUUUUUUGCAGCAUUUUCGUGGCAGGAAGAACCGCUGCUACAAGCUGGCAGUGAGGAGCGUCCGCAGGGCUUUCGUGAGGUCCACCAAGGCCAGGAGGGAGAAGAAAAGAUUCCUCAGAGCGCUCUGGAUCACAAGGAUUGAAGCAGCUUCCCUUGAACAUGGUUUGAAGUACCCAGCCUUCAUAAGCAACCUGGUCAAGUCCCAGGUGGAGCUGAACAGAAAAGUUCUGGCUGACUUGGCAAUUUAUGAGCCAAAGACAUUCAAGUCCCUGGCAGCUUUAGCCCAGAGGAGGAGACAGGAAGGGUUCCUGGCUGCCCUGGGAGAUGGAAAAGAACCAGAGGGAAUAUUUUCACGUAUUGUGCACCACCACUAUUGAUAUCAGAGUCUGUGUACAUGUUUUAGAAGCAGGGAUUUGAUUGUGAAACAAACCUGUCGUGGGACUGCUGCUGAAACAGAAAAUGUGGAACAAAUCCUCUGAGGAUCGUGUGGGUGUGAAGCUUCUCCCUGAAUGCUUUUUCCCUGUGUUGUUGUCACUGAAACCUGUUAAAUUAAAAGCACACUUCAAGGUUAGCGGUCAGGCCAUACAGUGAUUUAAUAAAGGUUUUUUUUUUUGGUAACUGCCCUUAGGAAAAAAACCUAAUUUGUGUGGUGAAUUCUGGCACUGAAUGGGAUAACGCAGCUGGGAUGGGGGGAAAUGUUGACCCUCACAGGUGGAGCCUGGGUGUUAAGGACACACAUAGUUCGUACUUUUAAGGAUUUAAUAAAGACAUUUCUAUUGAAAACUCC